This is a messenger RNA of Saccostrea echinata, 3060 nucleotides long. RefSeq lists its product as uncharacterized. Lineage: Eukaryota; Metazoa; Mollusca; Bivalvia; Ostreida; Ostreidae. The transcript has 7 exons. The coding region runs from base 123 to 2126 and encodes 667 amino acids. The record is from RefSeq and is a predicted model, not a curated record.
CAAUGUGUCAUCUGAUUCUAAAGUGGCAACAGCUGCAACUAUUUAUGGUAUGAUUCUCCAUAGCAGAAACGUGAGAGCUUGUGCCAUUCAGAGGUUGUAUACUGCUCUUGCCAUUCGUUUCCAUGCAGAUAACCAGAUGGAAAGCUUUCAUCCUUACACUGUUGGAGAGGUUGCACAAAGUUCAUAUCACCUUGUCACAUGAGACGAAGAGGAAUUUGAUGAAAGACUUCUCUGACUUUUCUGACUUCCAAAUCAUGGAAAAAGUGAGUCUAGGAAAGGAUGGAAAAAUUAAUGGGGAUAAUUUGGAUGUAUAUUUAAGGACAAAUGAUAUCAGAAUGGACAACAAAAAUAGAGAUUGUCAUUUCUUUGCUUUGGACUUCAUCUUUGACAGAAUCAGUACUGAAAAUUUAGAUGACACUUCCAGUAUUGGAGACAUUAAUAGUGUUAAUUGGAAAAACUUUGUUCCUUCGACUACUGAAGAUACUUUGUACAAAGACUCGUUAAAAGUUUUGCUGGGCAGGAUCAUGUUGAAGUACUUUCCAAAAUUUGAUUGGUUGAAAUCGGUUCUCCCCGACCACAUUCCGCAUCCAUUGGCAGACACAAUGUCAGAAAAGUCUGAGGUAUAUUGGCUGCCUGUAUUAAUGAAGAAUGAAGCCAGCUACUCAGACUGUGUCCACAUCAUGAAGGCAUAUGAAGCACAGAUAUUACAGUGGUACACUAAAAGUGGACGAGCAUGUGACCUAGAGAGGCUUAAGGUUCCAGUUGGCGGAGACCAGUUGACCCGUGUGAGGUUGCAAGGUGCAAAGGCUAUUCAAGAUGGAGCUCUUACACCAACAGAUCGGCUAGAACAUUUGGAACCGAUCAUAGUUGAAAUGUUUCAUACACUGCAAGAUCUUUUAGAGAAACUAUACAAGCGCUUCUACAAAUUAAGUGGUAGAGACAAAGGCACUCUGUACAGUUUGAAGUUAGUCAUUGAGCGAAGCAAUGUCAAUGGGAAAGUCAAAGGUCGCUUUGAGGCACACGAAGAUUUUGUUCUAACAGUUGGGUGUGCAUACUUCCUUUCCUAUGUGAUGAACAAGUUCAACAUGGAAACCAUGGAUGAUGAACCAGAACACCCUCUCUGUAAGGACAAUAUGAAGAUGAUGCACAACAAGCACAAGGACAGAAUAUUUCAGACAAUUAUGGGGGAAGUGAUGGAGGAUCUAGUAUACAUUUUUCCCAAAGAGGAGCCCUUGGUAAAACUGAACAUUAAAGUGAAUGGUUCUAAUUUUGUGGUAAACGGUACAAUUGAUGGAAGCAAGCUACAGUUCGAGUUGUACAUUGGAAGUGCUCGUUUUAUUAUUAAUGUUGGAGUGAUGGAGGCAAAGCGAGGCACAUGUGUGAUGAUUCCAACUACCACAGGAAAUUAUCUUAUAGAAAUUUCUUUAGUUACACAGGAAGAUGAUCUUUACAAUUAUGUUCAUCAGUUUCUUCAGUGGUACUUCUUAAUCAUAAGUAUGAAAGAUGCCAUCAAGGAAGGAGACAUUUACCGAAAUAAUGUGCAUAUGAAAUUUUGCAUUCCUGUCUUUUUUGGACACUCUUGUCUAUCCAAGUACAUGGAAGAGUGCAUUGACUACAUUUUAAAGACUGAAAUUUUGCUUUCAGAAAAAAUGGCCAUGAAAGUAAGAGCGGGUUCCUUUGUUAACCUUAAAGGAAAAAGGGGGUCAAACAAAGCCACAGAUCUUCAAAAGGAAAAUGAAGUGCUAGUUUUAAAAGAUCUAAUUAGAGGUCUGGGUUCAAAUAAAACUGAAAGGGCAAUUGUGACUGUCUCUAAAGCAGCCCCUGUUAUUCAAAGCAUUGUGGACAAUGUCGAUAGAAUGUUGUGUGUUAAAGCGAAGAAGACACGCCAUCAGAAAAAGUCAUUUGAGGGUGACGUCAAGGAGCUCUUAACUGAAAUAAUGCCCCUAAAGUGGUGGAUUCAAAAUCCAAAUCGUAAACUUACACAUUUUCCAAACAUUAAAUGUUCCCCAUUAGACAUUGAAAGGCCACUCUUUACUUCCAAAGUUAUGUCAACAGUGGGGAGGUUACAACGAGGAAUUACUAUUCCAGAAGACUUGAAUGAAAGCAGUGAUGAAGAUGUAAUAUAAUUUCAAAAAAUUUAAUUAUUAUACAUAUGUAUUAUUAUAACUGUCAUAUAGACUGUUUACUAAGUCAUCAGUUUCAGAGAGGGGUGAUAUGGAUUCAGAAAACCAGUGUUGUUAUCCAGAAAGUCGGAUGAUGCAGUCACGUGAGUGUACAAAUUUAACUGUAACCGUUUCAGAGAGGGGUGUCAUGGAUUCAGAAAACCAAAGUGUUGUGAUUCGAAAAGUAUCAUGCAGUUGCGAUUGCACAAAAACAUUAAACGUUUCAGAGAGGGAUGACAUGGAUUCAGAAAAACACAGUGUUGGAAUGCAUCAUGCAGUCACAUGAUUGCAUGAAAACAACAGAAAGUGAUUGAUAAACAGUUGGUUAUAAAGUACAUUCAUAUACAUUUAUAAUAUGUAAGACAAAGACACUUAUCAAGUUGCAACAUGUUAUGUUUAUGACAUAGUUAACUUUACAAUAAGACAAAGUGUGGUCAUGGGUUAUAAAACAAAGAUGUCAGUAGAAGCUACAGUCGUUCAUAGGAAUUUCAUAUAUGAAAGAGAGAUUUAUAUUACAGUAUUUUUGUGAUAUCAUAAUAUGAUACUCAUGUACAUAGAAGCUUUUCAUACAAUAUAUGAAAUACAUAGUUACCUUUUACCAUGUUUACAGUAAGACAAAGCAUAGUGUAGGUCAUGGGUUAUAAAUUCAGUAGUUAUAUAGUGGUUUGAUAAUUCAGUGCUGUUUCAUAGGAAUUUCAUGUAUGAAAGAUAUAUUACAGUAUUCUUGUGAUAAUAUGAUAUUCAUGUACAUAAAAGCUUUUCAUACAGUUAUUAUGAAAUACAUGUACCAGUACUUGGUACCCCCAAUUAAAAGGGUAACAUUUAAGUCGGGUAUAUGAGAUGGCAUCAAUUCGUACUUGAUUUUUUUCUUCUUCAAACAAAUAAUAUUUGACUCUUU